Molecule: messenger RNA, 3033 nt
Organism: Xenopus laevis (African clawed frog)
Lineage: Eukaryota; Metazoa; Chordata; Amphibia; Anura; Pipidae
Product: cell surface glycoprotein 1-like
Exons: 9
Coding region: 21-2912 (963 amino acids)
Source: RefSeq, a predicted model, not a curated record
GAGCUGCUGAUACAAAGGAGAUGAGGAGAACUAGGAUGAUGAGAUUUCCUCUGGUACUGAUUUAUUUUGCCACUGUAUUUGCUGUUCCAGCCUCUCCGCUGUUAUGCACUGAGUGUAUAGGGGGAACUAACUGCACAGACACAAAAUGCGCGAGUGGAGAAUAUUGUAUCAGUUGGUACAUUGAAGAAACCAAUGAUGUAAAUGAAACAAAGACUCUGAUCCGAUCGUGUGCGCCAAUAGAGCAAUGUGAUUUCUCUGCAAGCAUCGGUUUCGCCGGGGGAAGUAUCAAGAUGGUCAGCUCUUGUUGUAACACUGACAACUGUACUCCUCAAUUACCCCCAUUGCCCUCUGACAGCUCCGAGUUGAUUGAAAUUUCAUGCCCGACCUGCACAGAUUCUGAUUUCACUGCCUGUAACAGCGAGGAUACAAUACAAUGCAUCGACAAGGAGAGUACGUGCAUUGAGUACUCAAGCAUAUCAGGAAACAGCACAAAGGCAGUCCGUGGUUGCGCCACCAGAAGUUCCUGCGGUCCUGGUGGCCUUGAUGGUCUCGAGCCCCUGUUUGUGAACAUUGGAGGGUUUAAUCUUACAUUUAAAUGCAGCAAUGCUAAAAUAACUGACUCUUCCACUUCCUGCACAGAGUGCAAAUCUUCGGGUUCCUCGUGCACAGGCAAUAGCGUGACUUGUUCCUCGGGGGAUGUGUGUACAACACGUCACAAAGUAGAAAUUCAAGGUGGAGUCAAGAUGGAAAGCAUAGUCAGGACGUGUGGAAUGCAAAGACACUGUGAUGGUUUAGUAAGAAAAAGCCGUCCUGGAAAAACAACAACUGAAAGCACCACCUGUUGUUACACCAACAAUUGUACACCAGCCAUCAAAUCACAUAGCAACCAAACCAAUGGACUGAUAUGCGAUAGUUGCACUGCUGAAAAUCCAAAUACUUGUGAGAAGGAGGAAACUAUGGAAUGCAGUGGGGAUGAAAAUGUGUGUUUUGAGGAAUUAACAGUGUUUACAGACUUGAAAUAUGUAUAUGGUUGUGCGACUAAAAGUAUUUGUGAAAGAGUAGAUUUUUCUGGGAAUGAAACAGUUAGUUAUACCUGCCAGAUUCCAAGAGCAGCAAAUAGUGCACUUGGAAGUACAAGUGUGAGAAAUGUACCUACUGGGGACCCAACUGCAAGUCGUAGAUCUGUACCUACUGGGGACCCAACUGCAAGUCGUAGAUCUGUACCUACUGGGGACCCAACUGCAAGUCCUGGAUCUGUACCUACUGGGGACCCAACUGCAAGUCCUGGAUCUGUACCUACUGGGAACCCAACUGCAAGUCGUAGAUCUGUACCUACUGGGGACCCAACUGCAAGUCCUGGAUCUGUACCUACUGGGGACCCAACUGCAAGUCGUAGAUCUGUACCUACUGGGGACCCAACUGCAAGUCGUGGAUCUGUACCUACUGGGGACCCAACUGCAAGUCGUGGAUCUGUACCUACUGGGGACCCAACUGCAAGUCGUGGAUCUGUACCUACUGGGGACCCAACUGCAAGUGUUGGAUCUGUACCUACUGGGGACCCAACUGCAAGUCGUGGAUCUGUACCUACUGGGGACCCAACUGCAAGUCGUGGAUCUGUACCUACUGGGGACCCAACUGCAAGUCGUAGAUCUGUACCUACUGGGGACCCAACUGCAAGUCGUGGAUCUGUACCUACUGGGGACCCAACUGCAAGUCGUGGAUCUGUACCUACUGGGGACCCAACUGCAAGUCGUGGAUUUGUACCUACUGGGGACCCAACUGCAAGUCGUGGAUCUGUACCUACUGGGGACCCAACUGCAAGUCCUGGAUCUGUACCUACUGGGGACCCAACUGCAAGUCGUAGAUCUGUACCUACUGGGGACCCAACUGCAAGUCGUAGAUCUGUACCUACUGGGGACCCAACUGCAAGUCGUGGAUCUGUACCUACUGGGGACCCAACUGCAAGUCGUGGAUCUGUACCUACUGGGGACCCAACUGCAAGUCGUAGAUCUGUACCUACUGGGGACCCAACUGCAAGUCGUGGAUCUGUACCUACUGGGGACCCAACUGCAACUGCCGGAUCUGUACCUACUGGGAAUCCAACUGCAAGUGCUGGAUCUGUACCUACUGGGAAUCCAACUGCAAGUGCCGGAUCUGUACCUACUGGGAAUCCAACUGCAAGUGCCGGAUCUGUACCUACUGGGGACCCAACUGCAAGUCACGGAUCUGUACCUACUGGGAAUCCAACUGCAAGUGCCGGAUCUGUACCUACUGGGGACCCUACUGCAAGUGCCAGAUCUGUACCUACUGGAGACCCAACUGCAAGUGCCAGAUCUGUACCUACUGGGGAUCCAACUGCAAGUGCCAGAUCUGUACCUACUGGGGACCCAACUGCAAGUGCCAGAUCUGUACCUACUGGGGACCCAACUGCAAGUGCCAGAUCUGUACCUACUGGGGACCCUACUGCAAGUGCCAGAUCUGUACCUACUGGAGACCCAACUGCAAGUGCCAGAUCUGUACCUACUGGGGACCCAACUGCAAGUGCCAGAUCUGUACCUGCUGGGGACCCAACUGCAAGUGCCAGAUCUGUACCUACUGGGGACCCAACUGCAAGUGCCAGAUCUGUACCUACUGGGGACCCAACUGCAAGUGCCAGAUCUGUACCUACUGGGGACCCAACUGCAAGUGUCGGAUCUGUACCUACUGGGAAUACAAGUGCAAGUGUGGUAACUGUACACAUUACAAAUACCAGUGCAAAUCUGGGCAGCACAGGAAGAACUACUGGAAGUAGCACAGGAACUACAAAGACCACCACUGUGUCAGCAACAAGUGGCAGUGCAGAGAUAUCCAGCAGAUGUAUCGGUACCUCAGUUGGUGUUUUCUUUAUUUUAUAUAUGUGUUGUGUACUAUAAGCCAUCUUCAGGACAAUGGUUUUUGUUAUUUCUUAAAAAUGACCUACACCUAAAAUAGAUUUGUGUAUACAAAUUGUAAUUAGUAGUUCCAAAUCCCUCCUGUAUGUCUAAACAAUCUAAG